GGCGGAGGGAUCUGAUGUGGACCCUCCAGGUCAGUCAGCCAAUGGCCGUUCAAAUGCUCUUUCCCAAACCCUCUGCUAUCCCUCUUCAUCCUCAUCAUCUAAAAUUGUGGAUCCAGCAAGUUACACACCCUCCUCAUCAUCUGCAACCCCACGUCGCCCUGAUCUGGACUUGGGGUAUGAACCUGAGGGCUCAGCUUCGCCAACUCCACCUUACCUGAAGUGGGCUGAGUCACUUCACUCUCUCCUAGAUGACCAGGAAGGCAUCCAGUUAUUCAGAAACUUCCUCUGCCAGGAAGGGUGUGCAGACCUUCUUGACUUCUGGUUUGCCUGCUCGGGCUUCAGAAAGACCAGCCAAGAGAAGAGGGCAAAGCUAGCCAAGGCCAUCUACAGGAAGUACAUUGUAGAUGGAAGUGGGAUCGUUUCAAGGCAGAUCAAAGCAGCCACCAAGAGCUUCAUUAGAGACUGUGUAGGAAGGCCACAUCCAGAUCCUGCCAUGUUUGAACAGGCCCAGACAGAGAUUCAGGCCAUGAUGGAGGAGAACACCUAUCCUUUGUUCCUUAAGUCAGACCUGUACCUGGAGUACACACGGACAGGAGGAGAGAGCCCCAAGCCUAACGCUAGUGAUCAGAGCCCUUCUUCGGGGCCAGCCAAACCUGUGCCUGGGUACCUACCUACACUCGCUGAGGAUGAGGAAUGGAGGUGUGGAGGAGGAGGGAGGGAGGUGGACGAAGAGAAAGAGGAGGAGUGUGGAGACACACCAGCUGGUAGGCUGACUCACAGCCUGCUGAUGCAGACAGUACCACAGAGAGCCUCAGCCAGCAGGCGGAGGCAAGACAGCAGGGAGUACAGACCAUGGAGGGAGCCGGUAAACCCGUACUACGCAAACAUGGGUUAUGCUCGGGCUCCAGCAACUAGCGCUAAUGACAGUGAGCAGCAGAGCAUGUCGAGUGAUGCCGACACACUGUCACUGACCGACAGCAGUGUAGAUGGUAUUCCUCCAUACCGAUACCGGAAGCAGCAUCGUAAGGAGAUGCAUGAAAGUGCCAAAGCCAAUGGACGUGUGCCCCUACCUCAUAUACCUCGCACAUACCGCAUGCCAAAGGACAUCCAUGUAGAGCCUGGGAGGUUUGCUGCAGAGCUCAUCAGCAGGCUGGAGACGGUUCUCAGAGAGAGAGAAGCUCAGGAAAGACUCGAAGAGAGGCUGAAACGAGUACGACUGGAAGAAGAGGGCGAGGAUGCUGAUAGCUCCAUGACAACCUCUGUAUCUUCUCAUAGCAUACCACUCCCCCUCUCCUCAGCGUUUCCACCUCUCUACGGCGCCCGUUAUUCAGAGACCACUGCUACCACAGCAACAGUUGCCACUUACGGCAGCCUGGUUGCCAUGGAGGACACCCAUGAUGACGACCCAGAGUCUAUUUUGGAUGAGCAUGUAUCGCGCGUGAUGAAAACACCAGGCUGCCAGUCGCCAGGGGCAACCAACAGCACCUUAGGAGGAGGGGGUCGACACACUCCUCCCAAAUCAUCACGCUCGCCUGAUGGGGGUAUCGGACCACCUCACUACCCUCAACACCGAGGUGGAGGUCACAGUCUGCCUGCUGCCGGUGUCAAAGGUAUGCAUCACCAUAAGCAGCUGUAUCACCACAGAGGAAGAGAAGGGCAAGAGGAGGCGGGCUCUAGGUCUCAGCCUAACUUUCUGUGGAACGGUGAGCCAGCCAUCCAGUAUCCAGGGAGAAGUCGAAACUACGCAGAUGGGGCUGGGGCCAGCACACUUGAGGGUGUGGGUUACGGUAGUAAAGGCAGUACGCUGUCACGGCGAGGUUGUAAGAAGACUUCAGAGACAUCAGGUAAAGGGGAUGACAGUGGGCAUGGUUUGGAGGCCCAGGUACCGCUGGAGGAUCGGGAGAGAAACCAGAAGAUCCUGCAGUGGAUGAUGGAGGGAGACAGACAAAGGAAGAGCUCACAUGGCGGCAGCACAAGUAGCUCUAGAAGGAUGGGAACCACCAGUGAGUCACCACGUCCGACCUCAGUGGAGCGACCUGGAGCCGUGCACCCCUGGGUUUCUGCCCAGCUCCGUAACAACCCCUCUUCGGUGUCCGCCACCAUCCCUGGCUCAUCGUCCACCCAGGUCCAGCCCUCGCACCCUUUCAUCCAAGACCCAGCUAUGCCCCCCAACCCAGCUCCUAACCCCCUCACCCAGUUGGAGGAGGCUAGGAGGAGGCUGGAGGAGGAAAGGAGGAGGAACACACUACAGCAGGCCAAGCAGAGGCACAAGUCUGGUAAGCGCCAAGUGUGUGACAACAUGACUGUUGCAUACUACUUUUGUGGAGAGCCAAUCCCAUACCGCACAUCAGUCAAAGGGCGCGUGGUGACUUUGGGCCAGUUCAAGGAGCUGCUUACCAAAAAGGGCCACUACAGGUUCUACUUUAAGAAAGUGAGCGACGAGUUUGACUGUGGUGUCGUGUUCGAGGAAGUCCGUGACGACGAUGCCAUCUUGCCCAUCUUUGAGGAGAAGAUCAUCGGGAAGGUGGAAAAGGUUGACUGAACUUUGGGAUCAGGAAGAUGGAACCGAACUGCAAAAAAGAUCAUUUGAAAAGAGGAGAUGGGAAGGUGCAUUCAGGUUGGAUGGAAAUUCAGCUGUGAGAAAACAAAUCAAAGAAAGUAGAAAGCUGGAAGGAACGAUGUGUGACAGAAUGGAGAUUGUGCUGCAUGGUAGGAAGUCAAGUAUUAAGAGGGCGGUUAUUUUCUAUGGACUAUCUGAACAUCUGCAUCAGCGCCUGGAUCAAACCCACAUAAAUUGAAGAAGUUUAGCCAGAUGAAGCAGGAGCGGAGGAAAGGGACAUAAACAACUUCACCUAUCUUGUCUCCACUGUGGAUAUUCAAGCCGGGUUGUUAAAAUCUGGUGUCUGAUCAGUUUCUCACUUCCACUGCGUUGGAUAGAAAGGGCUGAGAGGACUGCAGGAAGGAGAGGGAAUAAAGUAGUCUUCCACUUCUGCUCUGGAGGAGUGUGUCCUCCACAGACCAUUAUGAUGCUGCUACAUUACCAUGAAAACUCUUCAAUCGGUGCUUGGGACAGUAAAGCAGGCAGGUUUUGUUCCAUUCUGGAGCGUUUCUGCCUUUUGCUGUCUCUGUUGCUCAUCAGCUGGUGACAAGGGGAGAGGACAGGGGAUUUGGGGGAGUGGAAUUUCUGGCCUGCUUCUCCUCUCACUGACUUCAUAGCCUCAACACAGAGAAACUGUCUCACCCUUGGUUUAUAGAUGUCAUGUAGUGAUCUCUCAUGUCAUCGUGUUCAGACAACAGUUCUCUACAAAACUUGUUUACCAAAGCUACAUAUUUUUGAUAAGACAAGUAUCUUAGUUACUUGUUUUCAUUUUAUUUGAAUUGUAUAUGUACAAGGCAGGUACUAAUUUUAAUGCAGCCUAUUUUUGUCAUAUCUCAACUUGUUGUAUCAUGUUGUAUGUUUUGAAGCUAGUUCAUUGGUCAUUUCAGGGCAGCCAUUUUGUUUGUUUGUCUCCUCAACACCUUUGCUCCUCAGUUCUGUACUGUUUACCUAUCAGUGUGCAGUUCUGUUCUGCACAACAGAUUUGAAAUAUAGAAUAACUUUGUUCCACAAGCAGAAAUUCUCACAAAGAAGGGAGGCACAUUAAAGGUCUGCCCUCUUUGACCACAGUGUCUGUUGUUUUUAAACAGGCCAUGCUGGACUCUCAUGUACCUGCUAACUUUUCUGCUAUACCAAGAGCCUGUGUACGCAUCUCCAAGCUCAGUCUAGGUACCCGCCUGCCUGGCCAGUGCCAUUACUAUCUAGAAUGCUUAUUCUGAUGCGCGUUGGUGAGUGUGAAAGCCUGUCAGCCGUAUAUGCCUCAACUUGGCCAAAGAGCAUAUUGUGCGUCCCAUAUUUCUACAUACAAAUCCGUGCAGCCUAAGUUCAUGCGUACUAAUUGUAUUUUUUCAUCAUGAGCAAAAAGCAAUCUCUUCUUUCUCUUAAAGGUUCCCACAUAUCAACCAUUGUAACUUAACUUUGAGUUUAAAAUCUGGAGCGUAUCUUAAAAGAAUAGUUUGACACUUUUGGAAAUUGCUUAUUUAUUUCCCUGCUCAAAAUUUGGUUUAAAAAAAAAAACCGUUCAUACCCCACUCGUGUCUGUGUGGUUAAUAUGAAGCUACGGCAAACGAACUGUUCGCUUAGUUUAGCGUAAAGAGUGAAAAUGGAAUGACAGUCAACUAUUGAUAUUUUUAUUAUUGGUACAUCUCCCUAUAGUAUAUUUGGUCUAAAAAAAAAAAAGUAAUCCCAUCACAGUUUACUACAGCUGUCUAAAAUAUCUUUUUUUUUUCAACCAACAGUCCAAAACUGUGUUUUUAGAUAUUUGUUUUAUUUUUUAAUGCCACGAAAGACAGAAAAAGCAGUAUCAUGACAGUUCCUGAUUUCACCUCUGGAACAAAGCCAGGGUAGCUGUUUCCAGUAUUUAUGCUAAACUAAGCUGGUUGUAGCUUCAUAUGUAACGUACGUCUGAGAAGUGAAGUGAUCUUCUCAUCUGCUGUCACAUAAGCAACAAAGCUCAUUUACAAACCUCACUGCAGUAAAGCCUCGGUGCACGCUGCACUGCGAACACACCAGCUAUGUAAGCUGAAUGUAAUUUGACAUUUCUUUAAACUUUGGCCCGCUACAUCAUGUCGUCCUGCCUGAGUCAACUCUAGGAUUGAUAUCCAACUUGUGGCCUCAUCGAGUGUUCUGUGUUCUCUAUGCUGGUAGUUAAUUGAAUGUGUUCUCCAGAUUUUGCAGGAAUGUCAAAUACAGUUUGUGCUGGGUUUCUACCCAUUAAGGGAAACAUAGGGUCAGAAAAUAUUUGUUCUUACUUCAACCCAUUAUGCCUUCAAUAUGAAAUUAAAAUUUUAGAUAUGUAUUUGUUUAUAAAAAAGUAAUUUUAAUAAUCAAGCAUGUUCUUUAUAAAGAAUGUUUUCCUGAUGAGUUGAAUUAUAUAUUUUGUGUUAAUGUUUAUGUGCAAACCCCUAUGGCCCUGAUAUAUUGUAUGUUUUGUUAGAAUGGACGCCCAGGGACAGUUGAAUGACAACAUUUAAGACUUGUUUCUUGUGACUGUGAUUUGAUGGACAAAACAGCCGCGUCUGUUGUGUAGUCGGUUUGUGUGAAACACAGUGCCUUUAUCAUAUUUGAAAAUAUGUUUAUUGAACCAAUCCAUGCUUUUAAUGUAAGUUUUUAUUUCCAUUCAGUCCUUUUUCCUGCAGUCAUGCUUGCUCACUUCUGUUCUGAUACAUCCUCUGCUGUAAAUAUGUAUAUUAUCAUUUCAUACUUGUCUUCAGACCUGCAUCACAUGAUCAUGGUGUUUUCUGUUUUACAAAGGUUAAUGCCAGGAUGUCACUGUGCUGUUCCACUUGUACAUUUCUUUUACAAAGGUACUUCAUAAUAAAGACGUUGAAUGAA
Molecule: messenger RNA, 5431 nt
Organism: Monopterus albus (swamp eel)
Lineage: Eukaryota; Metazoa; Chordata; Actinopteri; Synbranchiformes; Synbranchidae
Product: axin-1-like
Exons: 12
Coding region: 494-2542 (682 amino acids)
Biological process (GO): positive regulation of protein kinase activity; positive regulation of proteasomal ubiquitin-dependent protein catabolic process; cell development
Cellular component (GO): beta-catenin destruction complex; nucleus; plasma membrane
Molecular function (GO): identical protein binding; molecular adaptor activity; protein kinase binding
Source: RefSeq, a predicted model, not a curated record